Pogoniulus pusillus (Red-fronted tinkerbird) is the source of this 1185-nucleotide messenger RNA. It is a transcript of the gene SH3BGR, whose product is annotated as SH3 domain binding glutamate rich protein. The coding region runs from base 163 to 642 and encodes 159 amino acids. The record is from RefSeq and is a predicted model, not a curated record. Gene Ontology annotation, cellular component: cytoplasm. The transcript has 7 exons. Lineage: Eukaryota; Metazoa; Chordata; Aves; Piciformes; Lybiidae.
GCCCUCCCUGCCCACUCCCCUUUUUAAUGGAUCCCAGGAAAGGUAGAAGCCCUAAGCUGUGUCUGGCUGGAUAGAGGGUCCUUACCCCCUUCACCACUGAUCAAAAAGAAGCAGCAAGAAGUAGUGGGCUUUUUAGAAGCCAACAAGAUUGACUUUCAACAAAUGGACAUAGCCGGUGAUGAAGACAACAGGAAAUGGAUGAGAGAGAAUGUCCCAGGUGAAAAAAAGCCUCAAAAUGGAAUUCCUCUCCCUCCACAGAUCUUCAAUGAGGAGCGAUAUUGUGGGGAUUUUGAGUCCUUUUUCUCGGCUAAAGAAGAAAAUGUUAUUUAUUCAUUCCUGGGUCUUGCUCCUCCUCCAGGCACAAAGGAAACGGAGAAGUCUGAUGCUACAGAUGAAACUGAGGCACACACAGAAGACAAGGCAGGUGAAGGGGCUCAUGAAGAUGAUCAGCCUGCUCAGUCACCAACAGAAGAUCAACAGGAAAGCAAGGAAGAACAUGCAGCACCAGAGGGUGAAGAAGUAAAGCAGGAAGAGGGAGAAGUAAAGCAGGAAGAGGGAGAAGGAAAGCAGGAAGAGGGAGAAGAAAAGCUGGAAGAGGCAGAAGAAAAGCAGGAAGAGGCAGAGGAGCAAGAAGAGUCUUAGUUCACUUCCCUAUGACACAUUCUUUCUUGAACAGGUUUUCAGGAAGCAUAAACUGGAGAACCCCCAUCAAAGAAAACAGAAUCAUUCUCUUAAGCAUACCUUCACUGCCUAUUAUGCCUACAGCCUUAGGAACAUAUGAAAGCAGAGCAGUACAAAGACACUGCCCUGCCUUAGUAUAUAUAUUUGGUAUUAUAAUUGCUUGUUAAAAAAAAAUAGAAGUCUUCUUAUACCUGAUGUGAUAUUUCAGUUGAUUGUUAUAUGUCAGAAUAGUAUUGUCCAUGUCACAUUUUAGCUUGUAAGCUCCUCAGGGCCGGAACCAUGUCUUCCUCCACGCUUAUAUAUGGCUAAACACAUUACUGCCACUCAACAGGUCACUGCACUCACACAAGUGAUGUAUUCAGAGAAGAAAGAAUUCAGCACUGGCAACUGCAAAGAGGCUUCAAUACAGAUACAAGAUAUGUGAGUCACUUCUCUCUCAGCUGGCUUUUGAAAAUGAUUGAGACUUCCGUUGUACAGCCAUUUAAAUAAACACAUUUUCUGUCA